Molecule: messenger RNA, 354 nt
Organism: Protopolystoma xenopodis
Lineage: Eukaryota; Metazoa; Platyhelminthes; Monogenea; Polystomatidea; Polystomatidae
Source: the annotation of a GenBank genome assembly
AUGCUUCACUCAACUGACGCAUCAACCAAUCAAAUCUCGCUGGCCGUACCAAGCUUACUUUUUGAAACAUCAAACUUUGAUCUAUCCCCCCAAUCAGAAGCCAACACUUCCACCUCGUCAAGAACUAAACUGGAAGAGUUUGUUCAACUUUGUUGUUUCGUUGCCUCAUGGUCCCCUCGACUUCUACUAAUGCGUGCCACCAUUACGCACCAUCUGCUUCGCGAAGCUGGAAUAGCCAGUGGAAGACUGCAUCUGCGUCUACGUCGGGCUCUGCUGGAUCUGGGCGUAAGAAUGAUCGCUUUGUGCCAAGCAAAAUGCUCACAAGAACGAGCGGUUGAGGCCACGUCUACAUGA